GGCAAGGCGGCAAGGCCAAGCGCUAUGAACCGCCAUGGCAGUGCCCCCGGUGGGCAUCGGUGUCCAAGCGCCCGGAGUUCCGUGGAGCGCCCUUCCCCUGAAUUUGGCAGGCCAGGCCCAGGCUGCCCAGGCUGCCCAGGCUGCCCAGGCUGCCCAGGCUGAUGGUCAAGUGGCUCAUGGCUCGGCGAGUGCCGGCAACUUUGGAAUGGUCUUUGGCUUUAUGCCGAACGUUGGCCACUUUGGAGCCAUGCAGUCCAUGAUCAUCCCACCUGCCAUGACACUCCCGCAACUCGGUCUAAAUGCUCCAGCGGCUUCAGUGGGUCUCACUGGUCCAAGUGGUCUGGCAUCCAGUCAGGCAGGCCGCUUUGCCUUAGAGAUCUCACAAACCGAGCAUGCGAUUGCUCGGUCAACCCCCGCUGUCAAAGCUCCUCCAGGCCGAGCUGGCGUUGUCCAGGCUGCGCCCACGGUGAGCCGGGCAUCCACUGCGGAGAGUUCUCAAGUUUCGGGCUCCUUGAACAGGUCCCAAACUGUCGGGUCACUCUUGUCUGCCUAUGAUGAUGAGGCUGAAAGCCAAGAUGAGAUGGAGCCCGAAGAGCCUCAAAAACCAGCGGAGCGCCUGGAGAAGCCAACGCUGGCAUCGAGAAGCUGGCAGAAUUGGGAGGAUAUGCUGGAUGCGCGACGGCGCCACGGGAUUGUUAUCGGGAAGCAGCCUGAUGAUCUUAUUAUGGCUUGGCCCAGGGAUGCAUCUGCAUAUCCGCCCGGACAUCCACCAGCGGUUCCUCCUGGCUGCUGCAGUGAACAAUGCAGUUGCAUGGAUGGCACAAAGAGGCCAGAGCAGUGGGAGACAAAGAAGCCCUGGCUGGAUGAUGAGUCGGAAGAGGCCAAAACUCGCGCUCAGCUUGCCCAGCAGAGCGUGGAGGCCCUGAGCACCCAGUCCUUUUGCACACGUCGAGGGCGCAUGUCCAAGCAGCACUUCUUGGAAGCUCGAGAAGCCAGUUCUCCGCUGUCAGAGGCUCGAUCUGGGCUGCACGAGUUGGGGAAAGCCCUGGCAGAAGCGUUGCGAGAUGCCAUUGCGGCCGUGUCGUCCAAGACCCUUUCUGAGGGGCUCCCAAUUCCUGUGAGAUCACUGCUGCUGGCAGGAGGGCUAGGUGCAGACUACGCACCUCUGCGGAUUCGAGCUUCGUCGGAGGCCGUGCGGAUACGCUUUGAUCCGAUUGGCACGCGGGCCACUGCCGGGCUGGCUGCAGGGGCGCCCCUACAGCUUCAGCUUGUCCUUCCAGAGGGUGAGGUUACCUUGGAUGUUUGCAGAGUCCACGACGCAGCUGACCUCAAGAAUCUGUGCCAAGCCAUUGAAGGUGCUUUGGGCAGGCUAAGAUCGCUGUCGCUGCAUUCCGUGCGCGACUCUCUCACGGAGGGUUUUUCGGAGGUGUGGGAUUUCCAACGUGGCACCUUGCGCGAGGCGGUUUCCUUCCCUCACAUGCUCAGCGUGCUCGAGAAGCUGAGGAGGAUGGCCAGUUCUGCUGCCGUCGCGCAACUGGACGUGCCCAUUCCACCCAAAGCGGCGGCUCCGGCAACACAGUGGCUGCCAGGUUUUCCUACGAUUGGUUUUGGCAGCUUGCCUGGGGCUGUGUCGCAACCUGAGACACCCUUCGGUUUUCCUGCUGGCUUUCCGCCAGGCUUUCCUCCAGGAUUUCCGCCCGGAUUCUUGGCGUUUCCAGGGCUUCCAGAAGGCCUACAUGCUUGUGGUGCCGCUUUGACCAGCGCGAGGCCACCCCCAGUCUUCAAAGGUCCGCCUCCGCCCCCACCAGAGCCCAGGUCUGUGAAAGCUCAGGCCAAGGUGCCUCCAUGGCAGUUCGCGGACCUGCCGCCACCUCCCAAAGCGCCAAUGACAACUCCGAAGUGGGCUGCGCCCUGAAGCUCAGCUGAGCGGCCUGGCGUCGAGUCGCGCGGCGAAAAAGGAUUCCGAUGUCUAAAUCCUGAAGUCCGCAGACUCCAACGCAUCUUCGAGUGCUGAAACAUUCAGGUGAUUCAGGUCAUUCUGAGGCACAGGCUGUUUGGCUGAGCCUUGUCCAAAGC
Messenger RNA from Effrenium voratum, 2076 nucleotides. The record is from the annotation of a GenBank genome assembly. Lineage: Eukaryota; Dinophyceae; Suessiales; Symbiodiniaceae.